UUACACGAGGAAGUGAGUGGUUUUGGCCAUAAACAUAUAUACAUGGUUUUGGCCGCUUGAAAUGACCUGAAGAAGUCUACUGGCUGCGCACUGGUCUUAUGUAGCUCACGGCUGCUUGUACGUAAAUUCCGGAUUCAUAGACCGCCUACACUUUUACGUCACAAAAAAUGGCAGCUAUAUGCCGGUUACACCAUAUUGCCCUCCACGUUAGAAACGUGGAUAAAAUAGCGUAUGACCUUGUCUCCAAGUUCAAAUUUAAUUUAUUCGCUGCGAGGCUAAAUGAGAAAUCAAGCCAGUUCGCCUUCAGGAAUGGAUCAGCAGUUUUCAUCGUGAAUGAAAGAUUAAGUAAUCCUUUUCUCGGUUUUGAAGAUGUGGUCGCGCGUAAGGGACAUCACACUUCAAGUCAAGGAUUGAAUGAGAUAUGCUGUCCCCCUUUUAGAUUUGGCGACCGCAAAAAUACGAAUACUGAAUGCAAUUUCCUUUACGAUGUUCAUCCUAAUUACUCCGUGGAUACUGUAAGUAACGUGUGUUUUGAAGUGGAGGAUGUGGAGAAGACGUUUAAUGCUCUCCGCAACCAAGGGUGCGAUUUCCUGGUGCCCCCGACAACUGUGCGGGAUGAGAAAGGAAUUGUUUCAUAUUCGAUAUUGAAAUCAAUUGUGGGGAAUGUAUGUCACACGCUAAUUGACAAGACUCAGUACCAGGGGACAUUCUUGCCUGGGUUUGAAAAUGUGACAAAGAACGGCGCACGUGUCGAUGAAUUGGCACCGAGUGAGAUUACUCACUUUGAUCACAUAACAUAUGCCUGUCCCAGGAGAAGUACGCCUGAUGUCAUGGGGUGGUACGAGAAGUACUUUGGCUUUCAAAGGUUUUUCAUUGACAGGGACGAGGAUGUAAAUGAAGGGUUUGUUCUCAACGAGAAUAGCAUUGGUCUGCGACUGACAGCCAUGGAAUACUGGAAGUGCAGUGAAUUGGGAGUGAUGCUCCCCUUUAAAGGCAAGGAGCCAGACUGCAAGUUUGUUAUUGCAGAAUCACUGCCUGAGCAAGGAAGAAACCAGGUGGAUAGCUUCUUGGAGAACCACAAGGGGGCUGGGAUUCAGCACAUUGGUCUGUACACCCAGGACAUUAUCUCCACGGCACACAGUCUGGCACAGGCUGGAGUGGAGUUCUUCAGUCCUCCUCCUGCCUACUACACUGAGGUGGGAAAGCAGCAGGAGAUAGUGGAUGCUGGUCAUGACCCUGAGGAGUUGUCUCAGUAUGGGAUCCUCCUGGAUGCUGACCUACACCAGGACUCUUCAGGCCCCCCCUGUGGUCUUGCGUCUGCUAAAAAGAAUAGGCACCUGCUCCAGAUAUUCACCAAGCCCAUCUUUGCGGAGGAUACUUUUUUCUUGGAGCUCAUCGAGCGAAGAGGGGCAUCUGGGUUUGGGGAAGGGAACAUCCGAGCUCUGUGGAGAUCCGUGCAGGAUUAUAUGAAGAGCCAAAUCGAGGGAAAAAUCGAGGGACACAACUCUGAGAGCGUUGCAACACAAACUCGGCAACACUGACACUGAAAAAGAAAACUGUUUGUAGAAUUUUAUGUUUAAGACUGCUGCCACAUGAAGAAAGAGCUGAUUAAGUGUGUGUAUGUGCAUCACAAACUUGAAUUUUGAAGACAAAAAGUUUUACUUCAGAAAUAACCUUAAAAACAACUUCCCUCAAAAUAGCCUCUUUUGGCUUUAAUUACAAUUAAACUAAUUAUUGGAAGUCUAUCCAAUCAAAGUUGGAAAUGGAGGGGUAAUUAAAUUGAGUAAAAUCUUAUCUACCUUGCUUUUUUUAAAUGACAGGUAGCCUAAUGCCUUUAGUGCAAUUAAAAUCCGCACUAAAGUUGCAAGAAAUAUGGCAAAGAAGGAGUUGAGCUUCAAUGUGUGGGGCCAAGUAAACAUAAUUGUGGCAUGAAGGUUAUUCCCAGUGAGCAAUUGCAAAAAAAGCUUAAAAUUUCCAGGGGCAGUGUUCAGUAUGCACUACAGCUGAUGGGCAACAGCCCAUUUCACUUACACUACAGGCCAAUGGUAUUGGGCUACCUGUGCUUUUAAAAAGAAAACUUAUGGUAGAUAAGAUUUUGGCCAGUUUAACUAUCCCUCCACCUCCCUCCCAUCCUGCCACGUCCCACUUCGCAAAAUGAUUGGAUAGGCUUUCAAUAAUUAGUUUAAUUGCCAGAGGAGGCUAUUUUGACAAGUCACAUCUAAGAUUGUUUUAGGUAAAACUCAUCGCUUUGUUAUUGCAGGGAGAACUGCAAAUAGUUUUAUUAUUAAAUAAAUACUCAUAAAUUAA
Anguilla rostrata (American eel) is the source of this 2307-nucleotide messenger RNA. Its product is annotated as 4-hydroxyphenylpyruvate dioxygenase-like protein. Bases 168 to 1541 code for a protein of 457 amino acids. The record is from RefSeq and is a predicted model, not a curated record. The transcript has 5 exons. Gene Ontology annotation, molecular function: 4-hydroxyphenylpyruvate dioxygenase activity. Lineage: Eukaryota; Metazoa; Chordata; Actinopteri; Anguilliformes; Anguillidae. Gene Ontology annotation, biological process: aromatic amino acid metabolic process.